GUGCCGCCGGUAUUCCCCUGUUGGUAGAAUAAAGCCAGCGCGUGCUGUUACCGCCAGGGGAUUGGAGCAAUGACUUGUCAGUAAAGUCACCCACCCUUUGAGUAUCUCAGACAGAGUUAGAAGUGUUUGAGACACAGAGCAAGGCGGCGAGACACCGGGAUAACUGAUUUAACCAGACCGGGACAGAACGACACUCAAGUCCCAGAGAGAUGGAGGAGGAGAUGCUACCAGCAGACGAAGGUCUCUCUGCGCCCAAAAUCUGCAGGCAGCAGCAACAGAGGAGCCCGUACAGCUCCCUCAAGACCUUUCAGAGCAAGCGCGCGGCGGGCAAGGCGAGAUAUGACAGACCCACAAUGGUGGACAUCCCGCAGCUCGGAGAGCAUCCUCAUCACCUCAGUCAUCAUCAGCAGUAUUCACAGCGGGCGCCGCUUCCUCAAGCUUGCUUCUCCAUCAGUAGCAGUCAGCAGCACCGUCUCCCCUGCGAAGUCAGGCCCAGCAGCAGCAGAGUCGCGACAUCCAGCGCGGCGGCAUCAGCGGUGAGCGCCGCGGCAUCAUUCGGCAGCCAGAGGAGGGUCGCCGGCCAGGAGUCGGGCAGAUACCCGGCGGGUCGCGCCGAGCUCAGCCACCAGUCUCCAGACUGCACCUAUGGAAUAAGCUCAGAAAACCGGCUCAUAUUGGAUGCUUUUGCCCAGCAGUGCAGUCGAGUGCUCAGCCUCCUCAACAGCAACGGACGGCUCCUUGAGCCCCAGCCUUCCCUGGCCCGUCCAUCCUCUUCCAUCUCCACUCUCAUAAAACAGGAGGACAGCUGCCUGUCUCCCGGAGAGAGGCUCGCUUCUAAGCCCAGGUCGGAGGACUCAUCUCUGGAGAACCCAGGUGAGGAGACCCAACGGGGCAACCACUGGAACCAGCAGCAGACUUCCGCUUUCCUCCGGAUUUUCACAGAGUCGCUUCAGAACUACCUUCUAUCCGGACCCCAGUCAUCGGACAGUGAACGGGGUCGUGCAGUAGACGCUGAGCCGGUAGCAUCAGGGUCCCCCAGGCAGAACAUAGGUGGCUGGACUUCACCAGCACCGUCAGAGUCCUACGGACACCCUUCAUCCACACUGCCCGAGGAAGACGAGGAGGAGGAAAGUUGUUGUCCACGCUGUAUGGAGCUGGAACAGGAAGUUCUUAGUCUACAGCAGGACAAUGAGGAACUGAGACACAAACUGGACAACAUACCAGCUCCUUGCCAGAAUGUUUUGGACUUUUUUAAGACUGUUCUUCAGCACUACAACCAAUUUGUGCAGCCCCAGUCCGAAGAGCAGCUUACCGAGGGCAGUAAACAGCUUCUGGGGAACUAUCCUCUCUUCAUCACCAAUAAGCAGUGGGACGAGGCAGUCAACUCCUCAAAAAAAGAUGGCCGGCGGCUCCUGCGUUACCUUAUCCGGUUUGUGUUCACCACAGAUGAGCUGAAAUACUCGUGCGGUCUGGGGAAGAGGAAACGUUCGGUACACACAGGGGAUACGGGACCGGAGAGACGGCCUCUUAACCCCGUCAAGGUCACUUGUCUCAGAGAGUUUAUCCGGAUGCACUGUGCUUCUAAUCCUGACUGGUGGAUGCCCUCUGAGGAGCAGAUAAACAAAGUCUUCAGUGAUGCAGUGGGGCACGCGCGGCAGGGCCGUGCUGUGGGCACUUUCCUGGGCAACGGGGGCAGCGGGAGCAGCAGCAGUGGUAGUUUAUACAUGGAGAGCUAUGACGGGCAGCUCUCUCAGGAUGAUCUCUAUCUUAAGGGCACACAGAAUGGCCUGGGGGACUAAAGAAGAGACAUACAUCCAAUGUUUUCAGCACUCAAAUCGUGGAUCAAGGUGAGGAGUGAGCCCUACUGUCAGUCCGGAUCAGCUCACACAGAGAAUGCAGCACUUACAUGAUGUUAACGGGGGUUUUGGAUGAAUAUAAUCCUUAUUUCUUCCUGUCAAUACAUUCCAGAGAGUUCACACCUACCCGGUGAAUUAUGUGGGAUUCUUCCAUGCUUUGUUGUAGAACUCUGUGUUAAAUGGUUAGUAGUCACUAGGCAGAGUUGGUUGAAUUCUUCAAAAUAUCAGGUUUGUUAUUUACUCCUUUUCCAAAUUCGUUCCAUUGAAUGUGAUUAAGAAUAUGAUCCACUAUAGCAACAUGAAUGUAUCCGUUUCACUCCAUUCUUGUGUCAGAUUGGUCAGAAGUUCAUAAAGACGGCCUAUAAAUGAGGUGCUAUUAUGAUGUUCUGUUAUUCUGUCUGAUAAGGUUGAAUUUAAAGUACUGCCCCCUAUUUUAUCAUCAUGUGAUGUUGAAUAAUCUGUGAUGUUUAUAAAAAAACUGUGAUGUUGCAAAAAUCAGUUUCUUAGUGGCUGCAGGAUGAAAUUACUCAAUUUGUCCGCAUCGGUGACUGCAGAUACACUAAUCUGUCAUAGGCUUUUAUUUGUUGUUUGGCUUCCUUAUCUUUCCUUUGACUUUAAAGGUCCAACAAGGAGGCAAUGCUGUUUGUAAUUUGUGUUGCUGCUAGUUCGUCAAGCGCCACAA
Molecule: messenger RNA, 2538 nt
Organism: Rhinichthys klamathensis goyatoka
Lineage: Eukaryota; Metazoa; Chordata; Actinopteri; Cypriniformes; Leuciscidae
Product: BEN domain-containing protein 4
Exons: 5
Coding region: 210-1799 (529 amino acids)
Molecular function (GO): DNA binding
Source: RefSeq, a predicted model, not a curated record